CUUGCCAGGCAGGUGCUUUGCCACUGAGCUAAAUCCCCAGCCACCCUAUGCGCUUUGUUUAAACUUAUAAUACAGAUGCUUCUUGUUUUCUAUAGUGAGAGGAUGGAUCAUUGCACCACAUGAUUAUGUAGUCUUUGAGAAACAUACCAUUUGGACCUUUUGGAGGCUUUGUUUUCUAGUUAAAUGUCAUACUGCCAGUUAAAGUUUUGACCUUUAGCUGUCUGAUGGUGAUUUUCCAGAUCGAAGUUAAUGUAUGUAAAUAGUCGCUGCACUGUUUUGUAUUAGUAGGAAAAGGAAAUGUCUCUGUUACCCUUCCUUCCACAACACUGUACUGAAGUCUGUGCGUGCCUCUGUACCUAUGAAACGGUGUUCUGAUUUCUAAUAGGUUUUCCAUCACUUGAUGUUCAGUAUCCUUACCUUCUAAUCCUGUGUUUGUUUCUGUUGCAGCAGAAGCAUGACGUAAAAGUCAAAAGACAGCAGUGUGUGCUACAACACGGCCAGAAGAGAAUACCGGCUGCUGGUCAGGUAUCUCAAGGAAUUUGUAGAGGAAGAGUUUGCUUCUUCAGUAACCCACAGUCUCCCCUCUACACAAAGAACUCUUAAGGCUGCUGGAAGGAUAGAAGCGAGUUAAACUGGAAGCUCGUCAGCAUCUCGGAGAAAGACAUGGAGUUUUGAGGAGUGAAGGUAGCAUGGUGUCGGCCAUGGGCGAUCAGGACACAGCUGGACAAUGCGGACCAAUUUCUUCAGACUGCGGCUUUUCUGCUGUGUGCUGGCGGUGUUGAUGGUGGUGGGCCUUGUCAUCAAUGUGACGCAGGUAGAGUACUUGGACCAUGAGACUGUGUCAGCCACGUUCAUUGACAGCAGUGGGCAGUUUGUUUCGUCCCAAGCUCUGGGCGCCAGCCGGAAUCCCUACUGUGGCUACGAGCGCCAGACCCUGUCCAGUCGCGAGCGCAUGGAGGAAGACGCCUUGCUGGCUGCCUUGCAGUGGCAGGGGCCUGAUGUGGGCCUGGUCCCCUUUGUGAAGAGCACCAGUCCUUCUGCUAGCUACUUUGUCAUCCUGAACUCUGCGGCCUUCUUCAAGGUGGGAAGUCAGCUGGAAGUGCUGGUUCAUGUGCAGGACUUCCAAAGAAAGCCCAAGAAGUACGGCGGAGACUACCUGCAGGCCCGGAUCCACUCCCCCGCGCUGCAGGCCGGGGCUGUGGGCAGGGUGGUGGACUACCAGAAUGGGUUUUACAAGGUGUUCUUCACUUUGCUCUGGCCUGGCAGAGUUAAAGUGUCCAUAUCUCUGGUUCACCCCAGUGAAGGGAUCCGAGUUCUUCAACACCUGCAGGAAGAGAAACCAGACAGGGUCUAUUUCAAAAGUCUGUUCCGUUCGGGAAGAAUUUCUGAAACCACUGAGUGCAAUGUGUGUCUUCCUGGGAGUCUGCCGCUCUGUAACUUCACAGAUCUGUACACUGGAGAGCCCUGGUUCUGCUUCAGGCCCAAGAAGCUCCCUUGUAGCAGCAGAAUUAACCAUUUCAAGGGCGGAUACCUGAAGGGCCUCCUAACGGCGUCAGAGAGCGCUUUCUUCCAGAGUGGCGUCAACAUUAAAGUGCCCAUCAACUCCAGUGGACCUGAUUGGGUGACUGUGAUUCCCAGCAGGAUAAAAGAAACGUACAACUUGGAAGUAUCUCAAGCCUCAGGAACUUUCCCUUCUGGGUAUUAUUACAAAGACCAGUGGAGACCCAGAGCGUUUAAGAUGCGGCAGUUUAAUGACCCCGACAACAUUACGGAAUGCUUGCAGAGGAAGAUAGUGUACUUAUUCGGUGACUCCACAAUCAGGCAGUGGUUUGAAUACCUCACAGCAUUUGUCCCAGAUUUGGUGGAGUUUAACUUGGGUAGUCCCAAGAAUGUGGGUCCCUUCCUGGCAGUGGACCAGAAGCACAACAUCCUGCUCAAGUACCGCUGCCACGGCCCGCCCAUCCGCUUCACGACCGUCUUCAGCAGUGAGCUGCGCUACGUGGCGAACGAGCUGCGCGGGAUCGUGGGCGGGAAGAACACGGUGGUUGCCAUAGCCGUGUGGUCUCACUUCAGCACCUUCCCCUGGGAAGUGUACAUCCGGCGGCUCCGGAACAUCCGCAGAGCGGUGGUCCAGCUCUUGGACCGAAGCCCGAAGACCGUAGUGGUCAUCCGGACAGCCAAUGCCCAAGAGCUGGGUCCUGAGGUGAGCCUCUUCAACAGUGACUGGUACAACCUUCAGCUGGACACUAUCCUCCGGAGGAUGUUCUCAGGCGUUGGUGUGUAUCUCGUUGACGCGUGGGAGAUGACCCUGGCCCAUUACCUACCCCACAAGCUGCACCCCGAUGACGUGAUCGUGAAGAACCAGCUGGACAUGUUCUUGUCCUUUGUGUGCCCCUCGGAGACCUAGCCUGCCCUGGCGGAGACAGGAAUCCCGUUCAGGGACCUUCCCGACUAUCUGCAUUACAGACAGUGCGUGGGUGGCCUCACGGUGGGGCGGCUACUACCAGUAUGUACAAAAUUUCAAAGGGGUCUGUGCUUUAUAACAUGAACUGCAAGGAGCUUAGUCAGUACAGGCUACAUUUAUAUCUACCUGGAGGGUUUUUUCUUCCAAACUUAGCCAUGGUAGAAGCAUAUUAACAGCACACACAGUGUGUCCCCUCUGUAACCAAAGAUGCCAAGGAGUGUAUUUCAACUAGCUUCUCUUGGGAGUGGAGAUUACUAAAAUGUGAAAGAAGUAGUCCGAUGUAAAUGGAAGGGACAGAUUUUAUUGACAGUAGAGUGUAGCUUAUCUGGUACAGGAAGUUGAACAGAUCCUUGUGAAUAGCACAAGUGGUCCGUCUUCGGGGAGUGAAUUAGGGCUUACGGUCGGAGGCUCCUGUAACAGUGAAGACACCAUGUCUCAGGGGGUUCUCUUCGUCUACCUUUUCUGAAUUACUUGAAAAGGCCAUUGUGUUUGGUCUGAGUUUUAUAGUGAGGAUAUUAACAAUUUUCUGUUUUUAUCUAGGAAAGAAGCAGAAGGGAAAUAGACUAGUAUGUAUAAUGUCUGUGUUUUGAAUUGAUAUUUGGAUUGAAUGAUUAUUUCUUACUUGAUUCAGCUAAAUUUUAUGUGUUGAAUACUUACUCUGGAAUAAUCACUUUUGGAACUGAAGGGGGAAUCUGUAAAUAAAAGUUUAUUUUUAUGUUCUGAA
Chinchilla lanigera (long-tailed chinchilla) is the source of this 3188-nucleotide messenger RNA. RefSeq names its product neurexophilin and PC-esterase domain family, member 3 (gene Nxpe3). The record is from RefSeq and is a predicted model, not a curated record. Bases 728 to 2407 code for a protein of 559 amino acids. Lineage: Eukaryota; Metazoa; Chordata; Mammalia; Rodentia; Chinchillidae. The transcript is spliced from 6 exons.